AACACGUGGCAAAUGCUCAUCUAUCCCACGUAUCACCCUUUCGGUAUUUCAUAUAUAACUCAUCGCGAGAUCAGAGAAGAAUAUAGAAACUGCAAACACACGGUUAUGGCGACGAAGCUCAAGUAUCUUUCCUCCAUUGCUAAAGACGUCGUCACUAGAUGCGCACAGAAAUUGGAUAUCACGGUAGAGAAAUUGGUGGAAGAUUUCGAACGAGGACGGACUCUAGAUGCGGGAAACUAUUGCAAGAAUUUAGUCGAGUUUUGCAGUGGGAAGGCUCUGAGUGAAAUGUGCUGUAAGUUAGAGGAAGAAAUCGAUAAUGGUUCGUUUAGUAGGUUAUCCUUUGAUAUUAUGCUCGCUUGGGAGAGACCUUCCUACUAUGAUGACAACGACUGCCUGGAAGCUGAAGCAAAGGAGAAAGAAGAAAAGAAGAAACAUGUGAAAACCACACCAGAACAGGAUGAUAUCUCUCUUUUUUAUUCAGACAUCAUGCCCCUCCUUGUUACGAACGGGCCGAGUGUUGGAGAGGAUGCGUUUGUAUGGUUGGGAUCAUUAGUUCCAUUAGCUGCGGAUGUAACAAAUGGAAGGUUUACUUUUGAAUCGUUAACGGCAACGACAGGCUUCCAACUACAUUUUCCAGCAUAUGACAUGUUCUUGAAAGAAAUGACCAAGUGCAUAAGACAUUUGCAGAAACAGGCAAUGCCAACUGGUGUGGAACUAGCCGAAGGCGAAUAUAUAUUACAUGUAGAAGGAACAGCCAGCUCGCAGAGAGUAAUUCGCCACAUUGGAUCGACAAGUUGGCCUGGUAGGCUUACACUAACCAAUUAUUCCCUUUACUUCGAGACUUCGGGAGUAAUAAAGUAUGAAGAUGCUCUCAAAAUAGACCUAUCUAAGGAUAUUGAGCAGAGUGUUAAACCAUCUGCCACAGGUCCAUGGGGAGCCCAACUUUUUGACAAGGGCAUAGUGAUUGAAUCAUCUGAUUUAUCAGAGGGAGUUGUGCUGGAGUUUCCAGAGCUUACAAGCUCUACAAGACGCGACCAUUGGCUUGCAUUGAUAAGGGAAAUAAUGUUUCUCCAUCAAUUUUUAUCAAAGUACCAGAUAAAAUGUCCAAUACAAACAUGGGAGAUGCAUGCAAGGACAAUAUUAGGAAUCAUAAGGCUUCAUGCAGCAAGGGAAAUGCUAAGAAUAUCACCUCCUGUCCCAACAAAAUUCUUAAUAUUUUCCUUAUAUAAUGAAAUACCGAAGGGUGAUUAUGUGCUAGAAGAGCUUCCUGAUGUCCUCAGAAAGGUUAAGAGUGGACAGCCAUGUAGUGCAGGUUCUAUACUCAGGAGUAUGAACAUUGCUGGCCCUGUAGUUUCCGAUUCGAUAGAAGAAGAGGUGAUUCCAGCAGACAAAAGUAUGGAUGUUUUAGACGAUAGUUCCUCGCUGGAGUCUGGUAUUAAAAAAUCUAGGGAGGACGAAAAGAAAGUUCCAUCAAAAGCUACCACUGAAGAAUUAAAGGAGAAAGGAGUCACCGACAACGUUCUGGUUCUAACUCCCUCGUUGGAGUGUGCUAUUAAACAAUCUAGGGAGGAAGAAAAGAAAGCUCUUGUUGCGAAAGCUACCACGGAGGAAUUGAAGGAGGAAGGAGUCACCGACAGUGUUCUGGUUCUAACGGAGCUACUAAAGCCACUUAAAAAUGUGGUCCCUUGGUUACAAGAAAUAUUCACAUGGGAAAGACCAAUAAAUACUCUUGCUGUUCUUGCUGCAUCCCUAAUAAUCACCUAUAUGGAAUGGGUUGGAAAGGGAGCUGCAGCAUUCUUGGUAUGGGUGAUAGUAAAGAUGCUUGAGGCAAGAGAGAAAAAGCUUAAUGAGCAAUGCAAUGAGAUAGUAAUCAGUAGAUCUAACAUGACUUCUGAUCAAUCUACAAUGGAUAGCAUUGUCUCAGCCCAACAUGGAUUGUACACAGUUCAUGAGAUGAUGCAGAUAGCAAACAUAGCAAUGUUAAAGAUAUGGUCUAUACUUAUUUCCAAGGCAGACAAGCAUGCAAAGACAGUGAUGGUGGCAAUGGGUGGAUUAGCAUUUUUAUUAGCAGUAAUACCAUUCAAGUUCUUCCUAAUGGGUCUCAUUGUGCAAAGUUUUACCAUGGCAUUCAAGACAAGCAAGUCUUCAGAAACUGGAAAUAGAAGGAUGAAGGAAUGGUGGGACUCUAUACCAAUAGUCCCUAUCCGUGUAGUAGACGAUGUUCAUAACUCUCGACAUGUUAAAUAGUUCUUUUUUCAUUAUACUGUCUAAAAUGAGUUGAUUUUGUGUAGCCCCUCUGCCCCACAAAAAAAUGCUUUGCCUAUGUAUAAUAUGUAGUACAUGAUAAGAGAAGACUUUAGAGAUGGAUGUGUAAAAGUCAAAUAAGAGAACAAUAAAUUUAUAGGAACAACUUCUCUAUCCACCUUCAA
Molecule: messenger RNA, 2429 nt
Organism: Lathyrus oleraceus (garden pea)
Lineage: Eukaryota; Viridiplantae; Streptophyta; Magnoliopsida; Fabales; Fabaceae
Exons: 10
Coding region: 13-2247 (744 amino acids)
Source: RefSeq, a predicted model, not a curated record